Chiloscyllium plagiosum (whitespotted bambooshark) is the source of this 5767-nucleotide messenger RNA. The record is from RefSeq and is a predicted model, not a curated record. NCBI's taxonomy places the organism in Eukaryota, Metazoa, Chordata, Chondrichthyes, Orectolobiformes, Hemiscylliidae.
CUGAACCAUUAAUUCUGUUUUCUCUUUUCACAGAUGUUGCCAGAUCUGCUGAGUUUCUGCAGCUAUUUCUGUUUUCUCAAUUUCCAUCAGCCGCAUUCUUUGGGUUUUGUUUUGGGGGAGGUUUAAGGUUACACUCCCGGGGCUUCACCUGCUGCUUUCAUGUGAAGUCCCUCCUGCCACCCUGACCCCAGUGUGAGUCCUGAGGCUGUGUUGCUGCAGCAGGGAAUGGCUGCAGCCCGGGGAAGGAAGGUCCUGCCAGCUAAGGCCUCAACCUCCGCCCAGGACCAGUGCGAGGGGAGGCGAAGGAGCGACACAUCCUGAGACUCCAGGCCUGAGUUCCGAUCCCCCACAUCCCCUGUGGAAGAGGCCCAGUUCUGGCUGGAAAGAUGAGCAAGUACUUUCUCUGGAGAAGGUAGGAUAGAGGAGGAUAAGGACUGAGGAGGGAACUGGGUUGAAGGGGGUCAGAGCAGGGAUCUGGAGAGAGGGCAGACUGAGGUUCUGGGGGGGUCUGGGAAUCAUGCCUCUGAGGCAUAGAUAGAAUGCAUCACAAGAAGUAGGAAAUGUGCUAAUUACAACAACGUUGAUGGCCCUAUUAGCUUCCCUCCCUCUUCUCUCACCAUGGAAUAUGGAAAUUCUGGUUGAGAACUGAAUGAGUGCAUAAAAUAAUAUAUUUAUGAAGAAACACAACUUGAGGUUUAAAGUUUCAUCUGAAAUAUACAGGUUUAAUCUAUUAUGGUCUUGUUUUUGGUGGUGUCAUGUUAAUUUCACUUUUUUUAAUACUGUAUAUUCAUUCAUCAGAUGUGGGCAUCACUUCCAACAUCUAUCACCCAUCCAUAAUCACUCUUGAGAAGCUACUGUUGAAUUAAACUGGGGUCACAUUGAAAAAUAGUUUGCAAAGUGCUACCAAAAUGCUUUACUUUAUCCUAUUCAUAAACCAGUGAGAUCAUGUUCACUUGUUACUAUGGAUUUUAUCCUUUAUUGCAUGCAGUAACUGCACUGACUGUUGAAAUGCUGAGAUCAUAUCGGUGAUUUCGUACAAAUAAUCCACAGUCUUGACAGUAAUAGAAGGUAAACUAAGGGAAAACUAAGAUAUUUAAAUUGACUGCAAAUCAUUGACAAUGCUAUAGCCACAUGAUUCUAUACACUAAAAGUUUUUAGACCUUUCAGCCUUUGGCAAUUCUCACCUUUGAUAAACACAGUGCAGCACUGUCAAGGGAACAUUCAACGCUUGUUUUCAUGAUGGUAAUUUGUGUCCCACUGGUGACCUUGCAGAACAAAAUUCAAUUAUCCUACAUUUCCCACAAUUGUUACAGUGGAAUGCAGAAAAUGUACAGUGCUAUUUUAUCAUUGUUUCUUUUAUGUUCAUGAAACGGUAGUUCUCACAGGUGACAGCUGAAGUAAGUGAAAUGUGUCUGCCACUGAUAAACAAAUUCAAAGCAUGGCAAAAUUAUCUGAGAAAUUUGUACAGACCUUUUUUGGAGGAACUUAAGCCAGACUAUCAAAUGUGCAGAGUAGAAUUUGAAGCUCCCAAGGCAUGAACACAAAUGAAACAUAGAGGUGCCUUCAUUUUGUAGUUAAUAGGCAGAAUUACAGAGUAACGAGGUUUUUGUCUCUCACAUUGGAUAUCCCACAACACUCCUUUCCAAUCUCUGAUACCUUCACCAUUUUCAGUCACCCAGUAGGGCCAGGUUGAAGAGAUAAUAGGAAAGGCUACAACCUGAAGCUUUACUUUUAGAGGACUUGGAUGAUGGAAAUUUAAAAAGUGCUCCUCGUUUAAGCAGAAAGGGAUAUUGCAUCAGUAUUUAUGCCUGUGUAAUAAUAAGCAUUGAAUUACGCAAGUAACAGCUACUCAGGAAUUGUCUGAAUGCCUUCAUUAUAAGCCAGUCAUCUGUACUGUGUUUUGCAUGGAGCUGAAGGCCUGGCUUCAUGGAGCAGUGAGUGAAAAGAUGAAUUCUCCUAUUACUCCAAGAGAUGAGCAUUCAGCAAAAAGGUUAGUUGAUUGUCAUUUUGACAGGUGUCUCACAUUUGAUGCUAAGUCAAAUCUCUAUUUAUAGAUUCCCCUAACAUAAUUCAUUGCUUAUUUUAAAACACCAUGUGAACACUGAUGAUUUGCAGCGUGCAUUUUCAUAAAGGGAGCACACUUCUAAUAGGAUCCCGGCAUAACUGGAAAGUUGGGUUUUCACUAUUCAUCCCAAGUUGCCUUGAGAAGGUGAUGAUGGAAAUUAUCACCUGGAUUAGCUGGAAUGACCCCAACAUAAGAGGUUUAAAUAAAUAAUUAUUUCCUUUGCAGCAUGGUAUAUCAUGCUUGCAAUGGCAGAAGUUUCACAGAGCACCAAUCUCUUUUACCGCUGAGCAUUGUUACAAUCCACUUGGAAAGUGUGCUGAUUCUUGGGCCUCAUUGUACCCUGGCUUACCACAAAAGUUAAUGGUUUAAUCCAAGUACUGAGCCCUCAAUUUAUCGGUCUGAUGAUACCAGGUUAACAGUAAAUACUGAUGAGGUUCUGUAAUUAACAUAACUAUUGUUUAUUCAAAAUAAAUAAGAUUUAGCCACUAGCAAAUUGUAACUAUACUGGUUGGAAUUUUGACUCCUUUUCUUAAAGCCCUUAUAUACAGACAAAGAAAAAUUAAUUGGAGGCGUCUGCAACUUUUUUAUAAGCUUGGGGAAAACCCACAGUUUAGAGAAGGAGACGUCUGGGUUUCAGCUUUUAAAUUGACUGGGACAAUCUUAUGAGGUAUUUAUUAUAAUGUAGUGCUCAUGAGAUGGGAAUUAUAUAUAGUGAACUUGGUUACAUUAGAUUGAAGAGUGUUAGUCCCAGAUCGGAAGUGUUGAGAUAAAACCAUGAAGAGAUUACUUAAAGCUGAAUAUAUUUAAUCAGGUAUGUGAUAGUUCCAGACUAAAUGUUGAAGUCACAAACAACUUAAACAUACCAAGGUGGGGAUCCAAGAUGGCAGCAAUCUGAGAGGUCUGCUUUGAUCAGUUCAGGCACAGUAGCACUCUCACCUCCCCACUUAAGUUAUUUCUGUGAAAAUUCACCAUUUAAAGAGUUAUAGAACGUAUACAAAUUUCUUGAAGUCUGUUCUAUUAAAGAAAACAAAAGGUAAAGGUUCCAACAAGUCUCAACACACGGGACACUCACUGGAGAUGUCGGGCACUUCCAUAGCUGCAGCUGCAGCUCCCUCCACUAAUCCAUCGAAGUUGCUUCCUGCUGCUCCUCAUGCUUGUGGAGCAUGGCUGCAAUCGGGUCCAGUCUGGCGUGGAACUUCUCCUGAAUUGAUGACUUGAUCAUGUCUUACAGUUUCGCCAACUGCAUACCCCGGACCUGGUGGCUGAGUUUUUUCUGAUAUUAAUGGGUGUUAAUGUAUAUUUGGGAAUGGGUAGAGUGUCUACUUUUAAUUUCCUUGUUAAUAUUUUUUUCUCUUUCCUUUUUUGACCUGGGCCUGGGAUGUGCCUCAAGCUGGAAGGAGUUAUGAAGGUGUUUUUGAGAGAUGCAAUGAAUUACUCGAGUUGUUCAACCCAGUGCUGCCUUUUUUGAGAAUACUUGGUGAUGUCUCCAGUAGUUCUGCUGCUUUUAAUUCUCUUAAAGCCUUCAUCUGUCGGUGGCCGAAACAGCAGAGAAAAAGCAGAGCGCUUUAUUGAUGAGUUUGCAAUGAACCUGUUUCAUCAGAUGCAAAAAGCAGUGGCCAAAAUCAAAAUAAUUGACUGUUCACAUUGUCUGAAGUUAAAUUUGCACAUUCAAGACUUGUCAGUUUACCAGGAUUUGUCUCGUACAAAACAUGAAUAUGGUGUUAGCCGAAGAAAUUCUAAAUAUGACACACACCAUUGUAAUUCCAGCUACCACAACUCCAGCUAAUUCCAGUGAAAUAUUAGCCACACUAUCGAUAGGCAGUGGAGGGCAUCUUGAACUCACUGGACAGGACCAGACAAAAAUAAAUAAUACCACAUACCAGGAAAUCACAACAGGAGAAAUCGUCACUGUCAGCUUCAUUUUUGGAGUGAUCUGGCUUAUUGCUUUGUUUGGGAACUCUCUGGUUUGCCUUGUAAUCCACAGAAGUAGGAGGACACAAUCAACUACCAACUACUUUGUAGUGUCCAUGGCAUGUGCAGAUUUGCUCAUCAGUGUGGUCAGCACUCCCUUUGUCCUUCUGCACUUUACCAUGGGAAAGUGGUUGUUAGGGGAUGUUAUGUGUAAACUGGUUAGGUACAUACAAUACCUUACUCCAGGUGUCCAGAUCUAUGUCCUUCUCUCCAUCUGCGUGGACAGAUUUUACACUAUUGUGUAUCCCCUCAGUUUCAAAGUGUCCCGGGAGAAAGCCAAAAAGAUGAUUGCUGCUUCCUGGAUUUUUGAUGCUGCAUUUGUGUCCCCCACUUUGUUUUUCUAUGGCACGGAAGGUGGCACCUGUAAUUUGUUUCUACCCCAGUCCUGGGGUGGUGUUGCCUAUGGCACUGUUCAUCUGUUGGUGGGAUUUCUGGUUCCUUCUGUCCUCAUCAUACUAUUUUACCAAAAAGUAAUCAAAUACAUUUGGAGAAUUGGCACAGAUGGGAGGACUGUGAGGAGGACAACGAACAUUGUACCCAGAACAAAGGUUAAAACAAUCAAGAUGUUUUUGCUGUUAAAUUGCAUGUUUUUGUUAUCUUGGUUUCCUUUUUAUGUAGUUCAGAUCUGGCAACCAGAUCAGAUGGAUUACACAAGGUGUUCAGCACUCUUUCUAUCUAUUGCACUGGUAUCUUUCAGCUCUUCAGCAUCUAAACCCAGCCUCUAUUCAAUCUUCAAUGCAAACUUCAGACGUGGAAUGAAGGAGACUUUCUGCAUGUCAUCAAUGAAGUGUUACCGUAGUAAUGCAUACACCAUCACAACUAGUUCCAGGAUGGCAAAAAAGAACUACGUUGGGAUCACGGAGAUUCCUGCACCCAACAAAAAUGCAACCAAAGAUACAAUAUACGAAACAUUUGACAGAGAAGCAAGAGAGAAAAAGCUUGCAUGGCCAAUAAAUUCAAACCCUCCAAAUACAUUUGUGUAAUCAGUAUAAUUCAGUCUUCUUUUCAUGUUGCAUUGCACCACUGGAAAUAAGUGUUUUAGCCUUGAAUUUGUAAAAAGACAAGGUGACUGGUUCUUACUGAAAAUCAUCCUAAUUCAAUUCUUCCAUCGUAGCAUUCACAUGUAAUUUUAAAAGAUUGAUUUUAAAAUAAUUUCAAAUUUGUAAUAGGCCAUAUAUUAUACACAUUGCUGAAACUCCACUGUGAUUGCAUCAGCUAUUUAAAAUAAAUUAUUUCUUUAAAUUUCUGCAUCUAGUGCAAAGUGGAUGAUUCAUCCAAGAAAAUGCUGAGUAGUACUUCAAUAUCUUGGACAUGUCAUUGAAUGUCAUAUGAUUUUGAAUGUUACUCAUAACAUAGUAUUUGUAAAAUGUAAUCCAUAAACCUUUGAGACAUGUUCAUGUUGUUUAUCUGUUGCUGGAUGUAAAUUCCAAUGUAAAUGUAAUUUAUUUUGUGACAGAACAUGCUAUCAGAAUACAAUAACUAAUAACUAAUGAAGCCACAUAGUAAUGGUAUCCAUCAGUAAGCAUUUUUCUGCAGGUCAUAGUUUAGUAUUUAAUUUGAUUGCAGUGGUGUUUUUAUUUUACACUUCAUGCAAAAAUUGUCCAGCUGCUAAAAUGUUCAUACCCAUAUCUUUUGGAUUGCACAUAAAUGUAUUAUCAUAGCAUGUUUUGGUCAAAAUAAACUUUCAUUACAUUAGUCAUAAGGCAAAUGACAUUAAAUUUUUAAGAGUUA